GGAAUCAUUUCGGAUUGAGGGGAGGGUAUGUAUACCUAAUCUUUCUUUACUAACUGGGCUGACGGCGUGCUGCCACACUGAGAGGUUGGCCGAGGAGAGAAGCCAUGGCGAUUACGGGCGACCCAAGGGUCUUGGCCGCUCUAAACCCUUUUCCGAAGAUCCCUUCUAGGCUUACGUUCGUUUCUUCUUCUUCCCUGUAUUCAUUGUCCUCGAAGAUUUGGGUGCCCAUAGCAAGAAGAAAGGUAGAAGUAUUGGAGGGGAGAUCGGACAAUUGUAAUCUAAAAUUUUGGAUCUCCCAACUCAAUUUUUCAUAUUUCAAAAGUCAAAUUGCAGCCGUUCAUGAGAAGAUCGAUGAAAAAUUCUCCAUCCUGAAGGAGAUGUUGAAGAAGUUUCUUGAGGGCCAACCCAAAAUGAUGCAGUUCAGUGCCUAUGCAGAAGGAGCAACUAAUAAUUUUAAGAUUAAGCACAGAAGCCAGCACGUAUUAUCUUUUGAUCAUAACAGACCACAGAGAAACUACCACUGCUAUGGAAUAAAGUCAGACAUACCUUCAGCAACCAUGAAUCAGGAUGCAGAUGUUUUCCUCCUUAAUGCUGUCAGAAUGAGCUUCCUCGAGCGCUUAGCUCUGGCAUGGAAGAUACUAUUCCCUACAACUACUGACAGGAGAAAUUCAAAUGCCAAGAUUGCAAAACAGAGGCUCAAGAUGAUCCUUUUCGCAGAUCGAUGCGCGGUUAGUGACGAAGCGAAGCAGAAGAUUGUGAGCAAUAUCAUCAAAGCUUUGUCUGAUUUCGUCGAGAUAGAAUCGCAGGAUAAGGUUCAGCUAAGCGUUUCUACAGAUAUCGACCUCGGCACCAUGUACUCUGUCACAGUCCCUGUCAGGCGCGUCAAACCCGGUUACCAACAGUCGGAUGAAGAGUACUCUGGAAUAACUGGAAUUGAGUUCAAGGAUAGAGGAGAAACUUCUGGAUGUGUUGAUGUCCAGUUUGAUUUUUAUGUUCCUAGUGAAAAAAAGCAUCAGAUACCUUAGCAACUUCUCUAAAAAAGUUUUUCUGUAAGUCCAGCUUUCUGAAACAUUUUCAAACUGUUAGGUGUAUAUAUAAUCCAGGAACUUUGAGCAACUUUUGCUGGGAUAUCUGUAGUAGUCAGAAAAAACUAGCUUUCUGCAAGUAUAUUGUUCAGUUUAAGAGUUUUCUUGUUAGGUAGCCUUUGAUCUUGGAAUUGAGUGGCUUUUCUGAGCUAGAUCAAGUUAAUUGUUGGAUGAGAGUUUGAUUAUUUGAAUUUUGGUAUAGAUGUUUGCUUGAUAAUGA
Dendrobium catenatum is the source of this 1305-nucleotide messenger RNA. RefSeq names its product cell division topological specificity factor homolog, chloroplastic-like. Bases 105 to 1025 code for a protein of 306 amino acids. Gene Ontology annotation, biological process: cell division; chloroplast fission; regulation of division septum assembly. The transcript has 3 exons. Lineage: Eukaryota; Viridiplantae; Streptophyta; Magnoliopsida; Asparagales; Orchidaceae. The record is from RefSeq and is a predicted model, not a curated record.